This is a messenger RNA of Adineta ricciae, 348 nucleotides long. The record is from the annotation of a GenBank genome assembly. Lineage: Eukaryota; Metazoa; Rotifera; Eurotatoria; Adinetida; Adinetidae.
AUGGCGAUUGACGAUAACAAAACAUUUGCAGGCGAUCCCCGGGCCGGCGGACCUCAACCAGUCCCUCUCGAUCGAGACCAAGCUGAUUGCGGUCGAAACCGAUCUCACCGCCGUCAAGCAGGAGGUCGAGACCGAUCUCACCGCCGUCAAGCAGGAGGUCGAGACCGAUCUCACCGCCGUCAAGCAGGAGGUCGAGACCGAUCUCACCGCCGUCAAGCAGGAGGUCGAGACCGAUCUCACCGCCGUCAAGCAGGAGGUCGAGACCGGUCUCACCGCCGUCAAGCAGGAGGUCGAGACCGGUCUCACCGCCGUCCAGAAAGCACUGGCCGAUGUGCUCGAGGCCGUUAA